ACCACUCAAUCCAGGCGUAAUUCAGGAAUCAGGACUCACUCACACAUUGCUCCUUCAAGUGUGGAGCAAGCCGACAAGGAGCAGCCGUGUCGGCGACAGUCUCCACUCACUCCCCAAAAGCACGCCAAGGGACGGAGGGCAGGGAGAAAACACUUUAGAUUUCACACUCCUAAAAGUAUAGGUGUAGGAUUCAAGUUCCAGCAAAGAAAGAAGAGUUGCCAGUUAACCCCUAGGCUGGGGGUUAACGCGACGACGGCGGUGCCGACAUGGAUAAAGUUAUUAAUUGCUUGUUUGCUGCAUUAACCCUGCUGUUCUCCGCUCGAGGGGAAGUUUUUAAAGGCGAUUGUACUUUCGAGAAGCCGCUGGCAGCAUGUGGAUACAGCCAAGGUCGAGACGAUGACCUUGAGUGGGAGCAGGUCAAUACCAGAGAGAAGUCUCCAUCAGAUCCAUGGAUUCCCUCAGGGUCAGCCUUCAUGAUGGUGAACACGUCAGGACGCUUUGCAGGGCAGAAGGCCCUGCUGCUGACACCUCAGCUGAAGGAGAAUGACACCCACUGUGUCAUCUUCCACUACUAUAUAGGAGGCAGAGACAACAGCCAUCCCGGGCACCUGAAUGUCUAUAUUAAAGAAAACAACAGUCCCAUGGGGAUGCCUGUUUGGAAUGUGUCAGGUCCAGCCUCUCGCUCCUGGGGACAGGUGGAGUUGGCUAUCAGCACCUACUGGCCCAACUUCUACCAGAUUGUGUUUGAAGCCGUAACCUCAGGGCAGCGAGGCUUGCUGGCCAUCAAAGACGUUGUGGUCCAGGGCCACCAGUGCAUGAAUACUCCUCACUUCCUGACGAUAAAGGGAGUGGAAGUCAAUGCUGGACAGACCGCAUCUUUUCACUGCACCGUCAAUGGACACAAGCGGGACAACUUCCGCCUCUGGCUUCAGGGCAUGGGUGGACGGGAGGCCCCAAUGAAAGCCACUAAACCUUGGAACAACCGCCGCUUCAUCGGCACUUUCGAUGUGGAGAACACAACCAAGGGCGACUCAGGCCGCUACCGCUGCAUUGUCCACUCAGACAAAGGGGUUGGAGUGUCCAAUUAUGGUGAACUAACCAUAAAACAGCCCCCAGUGCCUAUUGCACCACCCCAGCUGACUGCUGUUGGUGCCACCUAUCUUUGGAUCCAGCUCAAUGCCAAUUCCAUCAAUGGAGAUGGUCCAAUAAUUGACAGGGAGGUGGAAUACCGCACUGUGUCAGGGACCAUGUAUGACCUGCAGCCUGUAGACAAGACCACACACAAGAUUGGCCAUCUGGAUCCAGACACUGAGUACGAGAUCAGUGUCUUGCUGACCAGACCUCUGGAGGGAGGCACUGGAGCUCCUGGACCCCCUCUGAGGGCCAGGACCAAAUGUGCUGAGCCUAUGCACGGCCCACGGAGGCUGGAAGUGGUGGACAUCCAGUCCAAACAAGUUACAAUACGCUGGGAACCUCUGGGCUACAAUGUGACCCGCUGCCACAGCUACAACCUGACCGUCCAGUACCGGUACAGAGUAGCUGGCAAGGAGGAGACGCGCGAGGAAGUGUGUUAUGACACUCAGAGUCGCGAUCCUCAGCACACUAUCCACAAUCUCACUCCAUUCACCAACCUCAGCGUCAAGCUGGUACUGCGCAACCCGGAGGGCGUCAAGGAGAGCACCGAGCUGGAAGUUCAGACUGAUGAGGAUGUGCCAGGAGCUGUUCCUCUGGAAUCCAUUCAGGGCAGUGCCUAUGAGGAGAAGAUCAUCCUGAAGUGGAGAGAACCGGUGCAGACUUAUGGCAUCAUCACUCAGUUUGAGAUCUCCUACAAGGCAGUGAGCUCCUUUGACCCUGAACUGGACCUCUCCAACCAGAGUGGGAAGGUAGUGAAACUGGGCAACGAGACCACCCACAUGUUCACAGGCCUCUACCCGGGUUCUACGUACUCCUUCACCCUGCGCGCUAGCACAGCCAAGGGCUACGGUCCCCCGGUCAUCACCCAGUUCACCACCAAGAUUUCAGCUCCCUCCAUGCCAGCAUAUGACCAGGAGACCUCUCUGAACCAGACAGACACCACAGUCACUGUACUGCUAAAACCUGCCCAGAGCAGAGGUGCCCCCGUCAGUGCGUACCAGGUGGUGGUGGAGGAGGAACGUCCACGCAGAGCACGGGGGACAGCAGAAAUCUUGCGCUGCUACCCAGUUCCCAUUCACUUCCAGAACGCCACACUUCUCAAUUCACAGUACUACUUCACUGCUCAGUUCCCCGCUGCUGGCAUCCACUCGCCCCAGCCCUUUACUGUGGGGGACAACAAAACCUACAACGGUUACUGGAAUGCCCCUCUACUGCCGCAGAAGAGCUAUAGUAUCUAUUACCAGGCUGUCAGCACAGCCAACGGGGAAACCAAAAUCGACUGUGUGCGAGUUGCCACCAAAGCCGCCAUACUCGUGACUCAACUCACAACCCCCUACAUCCGCAUCGCCCCAGCGGCCGGUGACAACCAACUAACAGGAGCAGCCACUCACAAGCCUGAUGCAGUGGAGCCAGAGAAGCAAACAGACCACACUGUAAAGAUCGCAGGGGUCAUCGCUGGUAUCCUCCUCUUCGUCAUCAUCUUCUUAGGAGUUGUGCUGCUCAUGAAGAAAAGAAGAACCUAUCACUCCUACACUUACUACCUGAAAUUGGCAAAGAAGCGUAAGGAGACACUGAACAGCACCCGCCAAGAGAUGACAGUGAUGGUCAACUCAAUGGACAAGAGCUACACAGAGCAAGGCACUAACUGUGACGAGGCAUUGUCCUUCAUGGACACACACAACCACACGCUGAACACCCGCAGCGAAUGUGCGCUCACGCUCAACGGCCGCAGCGAAUGUGCGCUCACGCUCAACGGCCGCAGCGAGUGUGCCCUCACUCUCAACGGCCGAGCUGGAUCAUCACCAUCUUCUUUUACACUUCCAAAAGCCAACACUCUCAGUACUUCAAUCCCCACCAACUCAUACUACCCAGAUCCCUUUGUGCCAACUGCUAUCUUAGUGCCCAUUAAUGAUGAGAGUCAGAACAUGGGCAGCGACACAAGCAGCUUGGUCCAGUCGCACACUCACUCCUUGAGGAAACGGGAGCCCGUUGAUGUGCCGUACCAGACAGGUCAGCUGCACCCGGCGAUCCGCGUGGCGGACCUCCUCCAGCACAUCACCCAGAUGAAGUGUGCCGAGGGCUACGGCUUCAAGGAGGAGUAUGAGAGCUUUUUUGAAGGACAGUCUGCGCCAUGGGAUUCUGCCAAGAAGGAUGAGAACCGCAUGAAGAACCGAUAUGGGAAUAUUAUUGCAUAUGAUCACUCCCGUGUCAGGCUGCAGGCCCUGGAGGGGGAACAGAGCUCCGAUUACAUUAAUGCAAAUUACGUUGAUGGUUACCACAGGCCAAAUCACUACAUCGCCACUCAGGGCCCCAUGCAAGAGACAGUAUUUGAUUUCUGGAGGAUGGUCUGGCAGGAGAACACUGCAGCUAUCGUCAUGGUGACCAACCUGGUGGAAGUGGGCAGGGUGAAGUGCUGUAAGUACUGGCCUGAUGAUACGGAGAUCUACAGAGACAUCAAGGUGACACUGAUAGAGACUGAGCUGCUGUCAGAGUACGUCAUCAGGACCUUUGCUGUAGAGAAGAGAGGGGCUCAUGAGAUCCGGGAGAUCCGACAGUUUCACUUCACAGGCUGGCCGGACCACGGUGUGCCAUAUCACGCCACGGGCCUUCUGGGGUUUAUUAGGAGAGUCAAGUCUAAGACCCUGACCAAUGCUGGGCCCAUGGUGGUUCACUGCAGCGCUGGAGCCGGUCGGACAGGCUGCUUCAUCGUCAUUGACAUCAUGCUGGACAUGGCAGAGAGAGAGGGCGUGGUGGACAUUUACAACUGCGUGAGGGAGCUGCGUUCACGGAGGGUCAACAUGGUUCAGACUGAGGAGCAGUAUGUCUUCAUCCAUGAUGCCAUUUUUGGAGGCAUGUCUCUGUGGCGACACCACCAAUUCCUGCGAGUCAGCUCCGCUCCGUCUACUACGACAUGAACCGCCUGGACCCACAGACCA
Molecule: messenger RNA, 4070 nt
Organism: Archocentrus centrarchus (flier cichlid)
Lineage: Eukaryota; Metazoa; Chordata; Actinopteri; Cichliformes; Cichlidae
Gene: ptprma
Product: protein tyrosine phosphatase receptor type Ma
Exons: 29
Coding region: 267-4049 (1260 amino acids)
Biological process (GO): protein dephosphorylation
Cellular component (GO): membrane
Molecular function (GO): protein binding; protein tyrosine phosphatase activity
Source: RefSeq, a predicted model, not a curated record